Molecule: messenger RNA, 841 nt
Organism: Peromyscus maniculatus bairdii (prairie deer mouse)
Lineage: Eukaryota; Metazoa; Chordata; Mammalia; Rodentia; Cricetidae
Gene: Ucma
Product: upper zone of growth plate and cartilage matrix associated
Biological process (GO): regulation of osteoblast differentiation; embryonic skeletal system development
Cellular component (GO): extracellular matrix
Source: RefSeq, a predicted model, not a curated record
GUGGCACCCCAGUUUCCUGCCGCCGGUUUCUCUCUCUUUUGCCUGUCUGCCUGACUCAGAAGUGAGGACUCACGGGGCAGCAGCUUCAGCAGUACUAGGGGCUCCAAGGCACCUCAUCUUAUCCUCUGCCCCGUGGUCUCUGGAGGGGUGCGACAAAGAUGUCCUGGAGACCAGUCAUCCUCCUGUCAUUGCUCAUGGCCAUGGUGCUCCUGUGUAUGCUACAAGAGGGGACCAGCGCUUCUGUGGGGAGUAGACCGGCAGCCGGAGAAGAGGCACCAGAAGGUGUGAAAGAGAAGAAGAUUUUCAUGCAAGAAUCUGAUGCCUCAAAUUUCCUCAAGAGGCGUGGCAAGAGGUCUCCCAAAUCCCAAGACGAAGUCAAUGCGGAAAACAGACAGAAGCUGCGGGAUGAUGAGCUGCGGAGAGAGUAUUAUGAGGAACAAAGGAAUGAGUUUGAGAACUUCGUGGAGGAACAAAGAGAUGAGCAAGAAGAGAGGACCAGGGAGGCGGUGGAGCAGUGGCGACAGUGGCAUUAUGAUGGCCUGUACCCUCCCUACCUCUACAACCGCCAUCCCAUCUGACCUCCCAUCGGACCUGGACCUGAAGCAACUGGGGGAAGGGGGCAUGAGACACGCCCACCCCCCCACCUCUCCCCCCGACCCGCCUCCCGCCCACUGCCUCUCUCCUACAGACAGGCCCACAGGGUGACCCUGGGGCUGCUCAGGCCAGCAGCUCCUGGGAACACACGUCCUUUAUUCCGAUAUCUCACAAUGCCCGGCUUUUGCGUCUUUGUGGAUGAUUGUUUUUUUUUUUUGAGGUGAGCAACCACCUGUAUUUUUUUCCC